AUGUCCCAGUUGCCGAUGCCGGGAAGUAUCCAGUACUUGCAGCAUGUUCAGCACACGAUGCCACCGCUGCCCUGCUACCACAGUGGCCACGAUACGGCGUUGACCGACAGUAGUCAGUCCUCGACCACAUGGGCAAGCGAUGACGAAAAGUAUGGUCCACAAUCGCAACAUGUGCCGCUGCUGCAGGCGAUGAGCGUUCAGCAGCACAGACCCGAGCAUGACGUCCACUUUCAGAGCAGGACGGGUACUUUUCAGCAAUGGAUCGCGAGUUCCGAAGAGUGGACAACGGUGAUGCUACGCAACCUUCCACCAUGUUUUUCUCGUGGACGCUUGAUCUAUUUGCUCGCCAGGGAGGGCUUUGCCGGCACCUUCGACUUUCUUUACGUACCGCUUUGCUUCAAGGAGAAGGUCUCCUUGUGCUAUGCCUUCAUCAACUUUCUCGAUACAGACACAGUGGCCCGCUUCUGGAAGCACUUCUCCGGCUUCAAGAACUGGGGGUUCCCCAGCGUUCAAGUCGCUGAGGUUUGCUGGUGUGCGCGGCACCAGGGGUUGAGCGAAGCCAUUGAGUACUACCGGAACAACAGCGUGAUGCAUUCUAGCGUGCCGGACGAGUGCAAACCUGUACUCUUCUACAGGGGCAGCCGGACACUUUUUCCGGCACCCACCAAAACCAUCAAAGUUCCCAAGAAGGUGAAGCACACGAACGAAGACGGGGUCAUUUCGCAUGGUCAGCAGCUUCUCAACGGACACUCUUUGGGAGCUGCCCCUUUGCUUACCUUGACCCUGUGA
This is a messenger RNA of Symbiodinium sp. CCMP2592, 789 nucleotides long. The record is from the annotation of a GenBank genome assembly. NCBI's taxonomy places the organism in Eukaryota, Dinophyceae, Suessiales, Symbiodiniaceae.